This is a messenger RNA of Manis javanica (Malayan pangolin), 3405 nucleotides long. The record is from RefSeq and is a predicted model, not a curated record. Lineage: Eukaryota; Metazoa; Chordata; Mammalia; Pholidota; Manidae.
AUGCUUGACCAUAAAUUUUUGAAAGAAAAUAGGGAGUAUAUCUUCUGUGUUUUGAAGGAGGUGAGUUCUGUAUGUGCCUUGAAGUACUAUAAUUCAGAAAUUAGUACCUCACAAAAAGUGGAAGCCUUUACCGAUCUUUCGCUUGCCUUUUGUCCUUCCUCUUCUUUGGAAAACUUGUCUUUUCAAGAUCCAGCAUCAUCAGUCAAUACACAGGAUGGCAACCUAAUGUGCACUAGUCUUGUGGGUCCUUUGGAAGAGCCAGGAGUUCAUGACCCAGCAGCAGCCACCUUUUCCUGUGGCUCGGCCGUGAGAGGGAGCAUGGUGAGCAGUCCUGAUGCUUUCUGCUGUGCUGAAGACACUUUGGUCCCUAAUGAAUCUAGCAAGAUUCUUGUUAAUAAAAAUGUACCUCAGAAACCAGGAGGUGAAACUACACCUUCAGUAACGGACUUACUAAAUUAUUUUUUGGCUCCAGAGAUUCUCACUGAUGACAACCAAUAUUAUUGUGAAAACUGUGCCUCUCUGCAGAAUGCUGAGAAAACUAUGCAAAUCACAGAGGAACCUGAAUACCUUAUUCUUACUCUCCUAAGAUUUUCAUAUGAUCAGAAGUAUCAUGUGAGAAGAAAAAUUUUAGACAAUGUGUCACUGCCACUGGUUUUGGAGUUGCCAGUUAAAAGAACUACUUCUUUCUCUUCACUAUCAGAAAGUUGGUCUAUAGAUGUUGACUUCACUGAUACUAGUGAGAACCUAGCUAAAAAAUUAAAGCCUUCUGGAACUGAGGAAGCUUGCUGCCCAAAACUGGUUCCCUAUCUGUUAAGUUCCGUUGUUGUUCACUCUGGUAUAUCUUCUGAAAGUGGGCAUUACUAUUCUUAUGCCAGAAACAUCGCAGGCACAGAGUCCUCAUGCCAGAUAUGCCACCAGUCUGAAACUUUGGCAUUAGCAUCAUCCCAGAGUCAUUUACUAGGGAGAAAUAGUCCCAGUGCAGUUAUUGAACAGAAUUUAGAAAAUAAGGAAAUGUCCAAAGAAUGGUUUUUAUUUAAUGACAGCAGAGUGACGUUUACUUCAUUUCAGUCAGUCCAGAAAAUUACGAGUAGGUUUCCAAAGGACACAGCUUAUGUCCUUUUGUAUAAAAAACAUAACAGCACCAAUGGUUUAAAUGGUAAUAAUUCAACCAGUGGACUCUGGGUAAAUGGAGACCCACCUCUGCAGAAAGAACUUAUGGAUGCUAUAACAAAAGACAAUAAACUGUAUUUACAGGAGCAAGAGUUGAAUGCUCGAACCCGGGCCCUACAAGCUGCAUCUGCCUCCUGUUCAUUUCGGCCCCAUGGAUCUGAUGACAGUGACCCACCAGGAAGCUGUGGACCAGCUGGUGGGGGGGGUGGAGGGGGGUUCAACACGGUUGGUAGGCUUGUGUUUUGAUCCUGAGUACAGACUGCAGUGCUCACAAAACAUCCAAUAGUAUGACUGUUAAAAUCUCAAGACUGUAGGAAAUAUCUUUUUUCUUUUCGUUAGACCCUUAUAAUUUUAGAAAACACUCAGUGCUUGUUUUUAUUUUCUUGACAAUACAUUUAUUGACAAAAUACAUCAUGGGGAAAAAAUCUACCUCUUAAAAUUCCAUUUGCUUAUAAGGUUAGACAUGCUUGACCAUAAAUUUUUGAAAGAAAAUAGGUACCUAUUCCCUAAUUAAGCUGCAUUAAAUUUAGUAAAGGCACUUAAAAGGUCCUAUCAGUUUUUGCUGAACAAAAAAUAUAGUUCUAAUAUAGUAUAUUAGCAUCUUUUAUAAAAUAAUUGAUGCUAUGGGUGACGGAAAUAUUAUUUAGAAAGAAAGAAAAUCCUUUAUUUCCCAUGUAGUUAACCCAUUAUUAAAUUCAAAUCUCUGAAAAGACUAGAGAUAAUACAGUUUCUAAUGAAGGCAAUAAUGGAAAAUUUAUCAAGCUAUAUAGUAUUUUUCAGAUUUCUUUAGUGCUGUCUUCAGCAUUACUGUAUCUGCGUUUCAAAUACAAAUGUUUUUUAAAAAGGACCGUUUAUACAUAUGUGCUGAAUUGAUUUUAAGAAAGGUGCAUGCUACUGUAAGAGUAACAUUUUACCUAUAAAUUGCUAACUUUGUAGUAUUUCUAAUUGUUUAUGGAUUUUAAAAUUCUAUUUCAGGGAGUAUAUCUUCUGUGUUUUGAAGGAGGUGAGUUCUGUAUGUGCCUUGAAGUACUAUAAUUCAGAAAUAGGAAUCUUUGGCUGCAGAACAUUUUUAAUGAAAUGCUGGGAGGUAAUUUUUUUGUGCUAAUGUUAAAAUUAUAACUUUCUGAAAGUUAUUAGAUUUUCCUGAAGUCAAAUCCGAUGGUUCUAAAUCAAUAAGUGUGACAGUUCAUUUUUAACUCUUAGAAGAAUUUGGAGGAAAUAAACCUAGUCAAGUAAUAAAAUCUUUUUUGAUUUGGUUACUUAACCCUAGGGUCAUUAAACAUUGAUCACAUAUUUUUAGAGUUGUAAAUUCUUUUUCAUUUUGAGUCAUGUGUUUUACACAGUUGUUUUUCUAUUUCAGAGUUUCAGAUAAAAAGUUGAAAAGUCAGACCCUACAUAGUCCCACAAGUCAGUUCUCUGGGGUCUUGAUUAUGCAGUCUUCAAGAGUUAUCCCAAUUGUCCCCUUUCCCAGAGAUUUAACUUACCCAUAGUUGUGCAUUGUUCUGAAGAUUGUUCUCAUAUUUAUUUUGAAAACAUUUAAAGGAAAGAAUGUUCUUUGGUGAUUUGAGGUUUAUCUUUUUCUCAAGCUUUUAAUCGUGAUACUUAAAAACGAAACAUCUUUAUACCACUGCCUCCCACUCCAAACCUGUUUCCAGUCACCAGGAAGAUUAGAUUGGAUUAGUUAAAAAUGGGAAACUCUUUGCAGAAUUGAUCUGAGAUUUUUGCUUCUCUAUAAAUGAAUGAAUCAGAGGGAUUUUUAUCAUACUUCCCUGUGAGUUUUUUCUUGUCCUAACAGUGAAUUUCUAGUUUCUUUGGUUCCAUUGGCCAGGUAAUGAUUUAUCAUCAGAUUAUAUCAGUGUUAGUAGUUAAUUGAAAUUGGUAAAUUUGUUUUUUACGUGGUAUAUUGAUGUUGGACUCAGCUGCUUCUAGGAACUUUGAUAAUCUACAGAGUUUUAUCUAUGACUAUCAAAGCAUUUAAGUAUUUUGUGUCAAAAUAAUAUGUACUGAAUUUUCAAAAUGAUAAAAAAAUGAAACUUUAAGUCAUGUAACAAUACUGAGCAUAUGAAUAAUGAUCAUAUUCAGAUGAUAACUUCAUACCAAUACUGAAGACCUGACAUUAAAGACUUCCUUUUAAGAUUAAAAAUAUAGUAACAUUAAUCAUUUGCCCAAUUUAAAGUAUUUAUUCCUAUAGGAGACUUGUAACCUGAAUAAAAAGAUGCUUCAUUCAAAAAUCUA